AUGAAUCGCUUCCUCAUAUCUAAAGAAGAAAUUGAUAUAGUACUACUAGCUAGAAAAACUAUUAUAGAAUUUGAAGGUAAAUUAUGGACUAGAGCAGAUACCCCUAAUAAUUUUGAAAUACCCAUGGGUUCUAGCGAUUCGGCUGAGAUAACUGAUUUAGUAGGUGCAUAUCUAUUAAAGUGCAUAAAAAGAGAAAUCCCUGAAUUACAAGGUGGCCUAUAUAGGGAUGAUGCUCUGUUUGUUAUUCCUAGCAAUAGUAAAUCUAGCAUUGAACGGAUUAGAAAGAAAAUUAAUAAGUUCUUUAAAGAUUUUAACCUUAGCAUAACUUAUGAACCUGGCACUAAGAUAGUCAAUUUCCUGGAUAUUACCUUAGACCUUAACUCUAAGCUACCUUACCCAUUUAGAAAGGAAGCAUUAUCUAAAGCGGGAUAUAACCAGGAAAUUACCUUUCUUGAUAAGGAGAGCUUGCAUCUUCCUAAAAAUGAAGAGAACAUUAACUACGUAAACAAGAAUAUAGAUCGUGCCCGAUAUAAAAAUAGAUUUAUGGUGACGAAGAAUCCAGUGUGCAAACCAAAUCAUAAGAAUAAAAAUAUUGACCAGAACAUAAGUAACUCUGAUAAAACUAAUCUAGAUAAAUCUAAAAAACAUACAAAUAAAAGUAAUACGAAUAAUAACUCUCGUGGGGGCAAUAAUAAUUCAUCUAACCCUAAAUCUAAUUUAAGAAAAUAUAAUAAAGAAAAUAUCAUCUGGUUAAAUGUUCCUUUCAACUGA
Messenger RNA from Octopus sinensis (East Asian common octopus), 771 nucleotides. RefSeq lists its product as uncharacterized. The coding region runs from base 1 to 771 and encodes 256 amino acids. NCBI's taxonomy places the organism in Eukaryota, Metazoa, Mollusca, Cephalopoda, Octopoda, Octopodidae. The record is from RefSeq and is a predicted model, not a curated record. The transcript has 2 exons.